This is a messenger RNA of Balaenoptera acutorostrata (minke whale), 2488 nucleotides long. It is a transcript of the gene PPP2R3C, whose product is annotated as protein phosphatase 2 regulatory subunit B''gamma. The transcript is spliced from 14 exons. Gene Ontology annotation, biological process: cortical cytoskeleton organization; T cell homeostasis; regulation of dephosphorylation. Gene Ontology annotation, cellular component: centrosome; spindle. Lineage: Eukaryota; Metazoa; Chordata; Mammalia; Artiodactyla; Balaenopteridae. The coding region runs from base 682 to 1950 and encodes 422 amino acids. The record is from RefSeq and is a predicted model, not a curated record.
AGGGGGCACAAGCGGCUGCUGAAGGCGCCUACUACAUUCAGGGAGACUUUAGGGUUUCCAGAUAUCCGCCAUGAACAAUGAAAAGAAAUUGUGAAAUUAGAAAGCUCGUCCCUCGAACCGGAAGAGCCAAAGGACUUCCGGGGUCACGUGGUGCACAAGUGCCAAAGGGCCAAGAUGAAAUAAAAGCGCGGGCUCCCUUCUGCGCCUUUAAAAUACGACGUGGUGAAGCUGGAAAGCUGCCUUAAGGAGGCUCCCUCUCCGUUUCUUUCACGUCUGCUCUCCCUGCUGUUAGCGUGAUCGCCGUAUUCUCCGCGGUGGUUACGGUGAUCGAUUUGGCCGGGUUAGCCGACUUCCGCCCGCGUCCAAGAUGGCGAUUAAGCGGCCUUCAUAACCUUUACGGGGCUGGGCAGUGUUGACGCGGGAGCUGGCAGGGGGUGGAGCGGUUAGUAAACAGCAAAUGCGGGAACUGCUGGGCCGGAGUCAGCCAUGGACUGGAAAGAAAUUCUUCGCCGGCGGAUAGCGACGCCCAACAACGGUCCAAACAGUGAAGAAAGCUGUGCACCAGUCUCAUGGUUCAUGAUGGAAGAAUGGCUAAAUGAGAUGGCCAUCUGCCAGCAGCAAGCGGGUUGGGUAAUAGCACCCUGAGAAAAAAAAAGUGAACAAGAAUUAAAAGAUGAAGAAAUGGAUUUAUUUACCAAGUAUUACUCAGAAUGGAAAGGAGGUAGAAAAAACACAAAUGAAUUCUAUAAGACCAUUCCCCGGUUUUAUUAUAGGCUGCCAGCUGAAGAUGAAGUCUUACUACAGAAAUUAAGAGAAGAAUCCAGAGCCGUCUUUCUGCAAAGGAAAAGCAGGGAACUGUUAGAUAAUGAAGAAUUACAGAACUUAUGGUUUUUGCUGGACAAGCACCAGACACCACCCAUGAUUGGAGAGGAAGCAAUGAUUAAUUAUGAAAAUUUUUUAAAGGUUGGUGAAAAAGCUGGACCAAAGUGCAAGCAAUUUUUCGCAGCGAAAGUCUUUGCUAAACUCCUUCAUACAGAUUCUUAUGGAAGAAUUUCCAUCAUGCAGUUCUUUAAUUAUGUCAUGAGAAAAGUUUGGCUUCAUCAAACAAGAAUAGGCCUCAGUUUAUAUGAUGUUGCUGGACAAGGGUAUCUUCGGGAAUCUGAUUUAGAAAACUACAUAUUGGAACUUAUCCCUACUUUGCCACAAUUAGAUGGGCUGGAAAAAUCUUUUUACUCCUUUUAUGUUUGUACAGCAGUUAGGAAGUUCUUCUUCUUUUUAGACCCUCUAAGAACAGGGAAGAUAAAAAUUCAAGAUAUUUUAGCAUGCAGCUUCCUAGAUGAUUUAUUGGAGUUAAGGGAUGAGGAACUGUCCAAGGAGAGUCAAGAAACAAAUUGGUUUUCUGCUCCUUCUGCCCUACGGGUGUAUGGCCAGUAUCUGAAUCUUGAUAAGGACCACAAUGGCAUGCUCAGUAAGGAAGAACUCUCCCGCUAUGGAACGGCAACCAUGACCAAUGUCUUCUUAGACCGUGUUUUCCAGGAGUGUCUCACUUAUGAUGGAGAAAUGGACUAUAAGACCUACCUGGAUUUUGUUCUUGCAUUAGAAAACCGAAAAGAACCUGCAGCUCUGCAAUAUAUUUUCAAAUUGCUUGACAUUGAGAACAAAGGAUAUCUGAAUGUCUUUUCCCUUAAUUAUUUCUUUAGGGCCAUACAAGAACUAAUGAAAAUCCAUGGACAGGAUCCUGUUUCAUUUCAAGACGUCAAGGAUGAAAUCUUUGACAUGGUAAAACCAAAGGAUCCUUUGAAAAUCUCUCUUCAGGAUUUAAUCAACAGUAAUCAAGGAGACACAGUCACCACCAUUCUAAUUGAUCUGAAUGGCUUCUGGACUUACGAGAAUAGAGAAGCCCUUGUUGCAAAUGAUAAUGAAAACUCUGCAGACCUUGAUGAUACAUGAUCUCUCAAAGACUAGACUGUAUUCAUUAAAAUAAGCUUGAAUGCCGCAUGUAAAACCUUUGAAGCAGAAUCCUUAGAAAUGGUCUAAAUAAAACACUUCAUGUGUCUAUAGAACACAGCAAAUGUUCUGGUUAUUGGAAUUUUGGUUGUAGUGGUCUGGAAGAAAUGGGACCAAAUUAGGAGUCAGUAAAUUCUGGUUUCACUUAGCUCAAAUAUGGCAAGUGUGAUCUGGUGAAGGUAGGAGUCCACUUUAAAUCUGUAUAAUCUUUAAAAAUAAAGGAAGUUUUAAUGGAAUAGUUCUGACAUUAGUCACUAAGAAUUUGAAUACUUGAAAGAUGAUAGUUUAAAUUAUAUCAUUUAACCUUGAAUAUUCUAAAGUAUUAUGUAUAUCAAAGAUUAUAGACUUCCCCAUUCAUCAGAGUAGGGCCAUUUCAUUUCUGGGAAGUAUUUGGACAUGAUAUUUAUUUUAAGAGAAUGUUUCAAUAAAAAGUAUUCAAGUUAGUAUUUUACUUUAAUUAAAAUCAUUGUUAUAAAAAAAA